AAUGGUUUCCCGGUGCACGUACGAGAGAACGUCAAAUUAUAUAUUCCGCUCUACUUGCGUUGAUUCGUUGUUGGUUUCAACAUUCAGGUGUGGAAAUUAUAAAUAUCAUAACAAAACCACAGCUCAUGGCCAACUUCAACAACAAACGACUGUACUUUUGAGUGAAAGAAGCCUUACAGACUUCUAAUGCGUAGCAAACUACCAGCAUACAAGUGUUCAACAAAAGAAUAGUCCAACCGCCUGCUAUUUGUUGGAGCUUUACCAAGGAUUGCAAAAUGAGGAGAGAUGGUCAAUCCUUCGAGGAGAGAGCUAGAUUACUUCGUUCUGAAGAUCGACCUUAUCAGUCACUCGGCUCCGUGCAUCAUAACAAAUGCAAAGUCUACAAACGACGUUGGUACAUCUUGAUCGUUUUUUCGAUCGUUGCUUCAUUGAACAAUUUGAUUUGGAAUACAUGGGGACCCAUACAAGGUGCUGCCCAAGUAGUCUACGGCUGGGACUCUACGACUAUUACCCUUCUUGCAGACUGGGGACCCAUAUCAUUCGUGGUUGCCGUUGUACCCAUGUGUUGGCUUAUGGACAUGAAAGGUAAAUGAUCACAUGACGGUUUUCAUUCAUGGUUUUUCUUAAAAUUUUGCCGGCGGCUAUCGAUGCUUGUCACGUAGCAAGGUUUUCAUGCAGUAGGAUACCUGGUCACCGUCUGUGAGAUAAAAAAUAUUUCUUUCUAUUUGCUUUGAACCAUUAAUUAAUGACCGAGUGGGUCAAUUUUACAUAAAAGAGCUGAAAUGAGGCACUUUUGCAUUCAGCAGCCUUUUUUUGUAACAAUUACUUGUACUAUACCAAACUCGUGUACAAUUUUAUUUACUGUCACAUGUUUGGUACGUUACAUAGCAUGUUAUUGAUUUUACACACUUUCUCAUCAAGUGUAACAAGAUCUCUGGUGAUUAAUCUUUGUGAUACUGUAUUAAAUCAUGAAUCUGAUACCCCUCAGACUGUCAUGUGCUUAUUCGAUCAAGUUAUUGGUUAUAUAAGGCAUGCACUAGCUGAACAUCCUAUUUAUAGGAAGAUGAAGCUCAUCAUGUGGCAGGCAUGGGGUAAAGAAAAGUGUUAGUCACUGACUGGGGUUGAACUUGGACCUUGUGGGAAAGACCCCUAGUGACCUCCAAUAAUGUUUAAAAAAUAGCAGCAAACACAAGACAACCUUGUACAAAUAAAAGUACACAUUCCCAGCCAGUCCUCCAGCCAAACUACAUACAAUGCAGUUUUAUGGAUGUCUGUUGCAGUGUUAAAUAAAAAAGUAAAUUUAUUAUUAUUAUUAUUAAUAUUAUUAUUGUUAUCAAGGUAAAAGAAAUGUUUAUGUGCUUUUCAUUUGUUUCUUAAUAGGCUUACGAAUAGCUGUCUUGGUUGCUGUUUUCUGUGAGUUUGUUGGAGCUGGUCUUCGCUGUAUACCACUGUCUGACCUUACCCUUCAAACCUGGUUUAUCCAUUGUGGGCAGUUUAUUACAGGAAUUGGAGGUCCAAUUGCCAUGGCAGCAGCGCCGAUGGUGUCUGCAGCAUGGUUUCCUCCUGAGCAGCGUACAACUGCCACUGCAAUCUCAUCUCUGGCUUGUUACAGUGGAACUGCACUGUCAUUUUUGAUUGGACCUUUUUUGGUUCCUGAUGUGUUAAGUUAUGUUAAUAACACUGAACUGAGCAGUGCAACUAAAGGAGGAGAAAUCUCUUUCAUAGAACUGAGAAAGUAUUUCAACCAAACUGAGAGAGACUACUUCAAGAGUAAAAUCAUGAAUCUAAUGUAUAUUGAACUUGCUAUUACUACAGUGACAAUGAUUUGUGUAAUCAUCCACUUUCCUAAGAAGCCUAAGCUACCGCCAAGUGUCACAGCUGCCAUAGGACGCUUGGAAUUCAAAGUUGGUGCGAAGAGUUUGCUAAAAAAUGCUCAGUUUUGGCUGCUUGUGUUUAUUUAUGGCAUUGGAACAGGAGUAUACGGUGGCUGGUGUUCCAUUUUGGAUUUGAACCUUUCGCAGUUUAAGAUUUCCCAAAACACUGCUGGUUGGUUGGGAUUUGGAGCGGUAGUGGCUGGAUCUCUGUCAGGAAUUUCUUUGUCAAUGUGAGUGUCAUAAGGAAAUAAGUUAACCCUCUGUUUCCCCUUUAAGCCUUAUUAUCUACAUACAAAUAAUCUCCAGACUGAUCCAUACAUUUCCUUAAAGAGUUAGUUAAGAGAAUUUGGUAAAAGAUCAAAGCAUUUUUACCCUGGUGAUCAUUUUAUAAAUUCUCUUAACCUCUGUUACUAAAGAUGUGUUGAUAUUGUAAGGAGAAAUUGAUGUUGGUCACUCUAGGGACUUGAGGGUAAAACUGUCAAGCAUCUCUUGUCAAGUAUGACCAACUGAGUGCUCAAUGUAAGUUGACUGUUCAGGGAGUGGUGGUGAAGACAACAAGAGUAACUUAAUCGGCAGUGAUUUUGUUACCUCUGUGUCCUGUGUCCUCGACGCACAAAAAUCCUGCAAAGACACAAAAUAAAUCAUGGCAUGCAUCCUGUAGGACACAAAGAUUGGUCGAUCUGAAUAUGUGUUUUUGCAGAAUAUUGUGUUCAUGGGAUUUCUGUAGCAGUUAUUAGGGCUGUUGUUAAACUAGGCAUGUUUUCUUCAGCCUUUGUUGUCCUUUAAAAUAGAAGGACUCUAAAUUAAUUUUAGGGCUGUUAUACAGAGUUUCGGAGUCUGUCUUCAGAUUAACUGUCUGGAGGCCUGUCUGGAUACAUAAAGGCCCAAGCAUUUUCAACUUAGGACUCACCAUAACUAUUUGUAGCAAAAUCACUGAAUGGGACAUUAAAAAGUGACAGCUUUUAAUCCUUCAAGUCCCAAAAGUGAUGAACAUCAAUUUCUAUUCUUUGAAAAAAAUUAGUGACAUGAGUCAAGAAAAUUUGUAUGUGGGUAUAUUAUAUUGAGGGUUAAUAUCACACUCUUGAUCGCCCCCAGCCCAAGUUAUGGCAGGAAUUAUUUGUGACCUUAAGCCUCAAAAUCUACGUGCAAAUUCUCCAGAUUAAUCUCCAUAUAUUUCCUUAAAGAUUAGUAAAGAAACUUUGACAAAAAAUCAAGGGUUUUCUGGAUUGAGUUUUGAUGAAUUACAGUUAAAGAGAAAACUCAUGUUAGUCACUCUUGGGUCUUAAGAGGGUAAAAAAAGGGGAUACUUGUAACAGUUUUUUCUGUUUAAUGGUAAAUACAAUAAUAAUAAGUUUUGACCUUAUGUGAUUUUCUUCCCUGAAAGUGGGAUUCAUAGUAAAAUCUUUGGUAGUGCCUUCAUCCCUCAAGAAAAGAAAGAAACAUAUGACCCUUUCUGAACAAGUUCAAGGUGUUUACCAUGCAUUAUGGACAAGACCCAGUUGUUCAGCAGUUGGAUACCGUAUUUAUUCGAUUAACCGCACAGGGCGCUUAUUAAAUUUUUGAACCUUGGGAGUGGGCGCUUAUUCGAGGUGGGCGCUUAUUCAAGGCUGGGCGCUUAUCAAAUUCUCACCAUUUUCAGCAAGUGAAGUAUGUGUAUUUUGCAACAAAACAAUAAAAUGCUAAUAACAAAACGCAAAGAAGUAACAAAGUAAAUUUUCUGUAAAAUACUCUGAAGAAAACUCCGUCCUUGGGGAAAUCUCUUAUUAGAAUUUAUUCACUCAAGUGGGUGGGGUGGGAGUGAGCGCUUAUUUGAGUUUAAUUGGGAGGAGGAGGGGGUGGGCGCUUAUUAAGUUUUUCUGGUUUUAGGAUGGGCGCUUAUUCGAGGUGGGCGCUAAUUCGAGGUUGGGCGCUUAUUCGAAUAAAUACGGUAGUACUAUUUACUGGAUAAAUUUAUCAUCCAGUGGAUAACUAUUAGAAAAACCAAUUGCAUCAUCUUCUGGACAUAGGUUAAUCUAGUGGAUAGCACUAUCCAUUCUUGAACUACCGGAGCCAAGCCAUGAAAUUUCAAACAUGUGUUGAAUAGCACUCUCCACUAGGUAAAUCAUAACUAGAGAUCAUUUAAUUUGUACUUAUUUGCCCAUGCAAAGAUUUUUGAUCCCUAUACAAUUUGUUUUUCAGAUUUGUAGACCACUUUGCGCGUUACAUGAAGCUGACUGUCAUAGGACUGCUAACAGGUGCAACAGUGUCACUCACAAUAUUCACGCUGAUAUGUGCUGGCAUCCUUCCUUACUCAAAACCUCUCCUCUACCUCACAAGUAUCCUUGGAGGGUUCUUUGUCAAUGGAACCAUCCCGUUAUUCUUUGAGUUGGCGGUGGAAUCAACAUACCCAGUUGCUGAGGGAAUUACUUCUGGUUUUCUAACCUUUUCUAACAAUUUCCUGCAAAUUGUGUUCUACAUAUUCCCAAUGAUACCAAAUUUUGGGCUGAGAUGGAUAAAUUGGUGCACAUUUGUCACCACUGCUCUCUGUAUUCCUCUGCUGAUGUUAUGGAAACAGAGGCGUUACCGGUCAAAUAUCGACGAGAGGCCUGACACUUAUGUCCCUGCACCACACAACAGAGAGUUAAAUAGUGAAGCCAACUAUGGCAGUGCAAGUACAACAGCAAAUAGUGGCUUUCAUGGCUCUGUCUCAAGUCCUUCAAUACAAACAAGCGUUGAUGAUGUUGGGAUCACUUUCAUGCCAUCCAAGGCAGUGUGAAAACAAAGUUUGUUUUCUGUACUGUUCUCCACAGGAAGAGAAGGGAGAGGAUCUGUUUAAAAAUCAAUGCAUUUUUUCUCUAUCAAAUGCUUUGUUUAUUCUCCUAACUUUUAUUUUUGAUUAUUAUUAGAAUGUGAAAAAAAUAUACCGGUGAAUAAGAAUUGUAUCUUGAUUUGUGUUAGAUCUUUUAGGGUAAAUGUAUCUUACAUGAGAUCAUUAACAAAUUUGUGGUACAGAGUUCACCAGCAAUAAGUUAUUCUGUUACAAUUUUGAUUCAAGAUAUGAUUUGACAUGACGUUUAUUAUUUUUAACAUCUGCCGUCUCAAAUAUCAUGUGCUAAUGAUAUCAUUAUCAUUGACCCCCUUUCCUUUCAAGAUACGUCGAUGAAAAGACAAUAUGAAAACGUUUUUUCCUUUCCUGACAUCUUAAAAUAAAUGAAUCCCCUUUGCAGUGAGAGAUUUAUAUUUAUACAUAUUUAACGAAAGCCAAGGACCUAGUUUGUGAAAGCCAUUUUAGAACAUAUUCUAAAUUUUAAGUUCUUAGUAACUAUUACGCUCUUGCAAAAUGUUACUUUUUUGUGUCAGAUUCUUAGUUAUCCAUUUAUUUCCCAUUAAAUCUUAAAAUAGUCUGAGAUUAACUAGAAAAUUGACUUUGUGGACAUAAUGUAUCAGAACAACAGAUCUUUGGGAAAGGUUAAAACUGGCAUGUUUUCCAACAUUGCUUUGAAAAAUAUAUUUCUGCCACUCUUUUUCAACAAUGUCAACAAAAAUAUUUAAUAUUUAUGCUUUCACUAAUGAUAAUGUCUGGAGUGGUAAUCAAAACACUAUUAAAUUGCAAUGUUUGCAGUUUGUUUAUUAUUUAAGCAAUAGAAAACCUUUUCCAUGUUUGCAUAGCAUGAUAUAAAAACAAGAGGGGUUGGGAGGAUUUGAGCCAGUUAUGCAAACCCGAGAUGUAGUCAAGGGUUUGCAAAACUGUCAAGAAUUCUCCCACCCCUCGAGUGUUCACAUCAGGCUAUGCCAAUACAGGAAAAAAGUUUUCUUUUGCUUUUAUAAAUUAACUUUUCUGAGAAAAAACACAAAAAUCUUUGUUAUGGAACUGAUUAAAAGAGAAAUUCUCACCAGUCCCGAAGUCUUGUACAUGAAGUCUAGAACAUAAUCAGUUAUUGUUUUUCAAAAAAGAGGCUUUCCAAAAUAUGGAUUUUUCUCACCUAAAAUGUCAGCUUGAGUGAAAAAAAUUGAUACAGCAUGUUUAAAGAUUUUCCAGGUUUCAGCUGACAAGGGAAUGGGUAAAUAAAGAAGACUUGUCGAGUUUUCCACCAAAAAACUUUUUCAAAUUUGUGCUUGUGUUGAUGUGCAUGCAAAAACCAAAACAUCUUGACGUCUCAACCAUGUUUACAUACUCACAUGCAAACACACCUCUCAGCCAAUCAGAGCGUGUGUACUAUCUUAGUAAUUUUAUAAGUAAAAUUAAUAUAUAAACAAUUUUAUGAACUAAAUCGGUCAUAAUCAAAGAGGAAAUGCGACUAGGAAUUCACUAGUAUAAGCAAUGAAAUAUGUUUAAAUGGGG
Porites lobata is the source of this 6195-nucleotide messenger RNA. The record is from the annotation of a GenBank genome assembly. Lineage: Eukaryota; Metazoa; Cnidaria; Anthozoa; Scleractinia; Poritidae.